Dromaius novaehollandiae (emu) is the source of this 1660-nucleotide messenger RNA. RefSeq names its product large ribosomal subunit protein mL65. Gene Ontology annotation, cellular component: ribosome; mitochondrial large ribosomal subunit; mitochondrion. Lineage: Eukaryota; Metazoa; Chordata; Aves; Casuariiformes; Dromaiidae. Gene Ontology annotation, molecular function: structural constituent of ribosome. Bases 60 to 1460 code for a protein of 466 amino acids. Gene Ontology annotation, biological process: translation. The transcript is spliced from 5 exons. The record is from RefSeq and is a predicted model, not a curated record.
GCCAAUCAUAUUUUCGAGUCCCCAAGGCUGUGCCUUCCGCAGUCUCGCCGCCUUACGAAAUGGCGGCUUCCAGGGGGUGGCGGUUGCUCUGGCACGGCCGGUGCUGGCUUUCGCAGACGGAAUCCUCCGCGGCCCCGGUGCCCCCGGACUCGCUCUACCCGCCCAUCGUGGCCUCCGCCACAGCGAAGAGCAAAGCGGCCAAGCGGCGGCGCCUGGAGCAUUUCCACCAGCGGGUGCAUGAUGCGGCCUCGAUCGAGGAGAAGCUGCGGCUCUACGGGCUGCUUCAGCGGCCCAAGUACAUGGUUUACCCGCAGACCUUCGCCAUCAACGCCGACCGCUGGUACCAGAGCUUCACCAAGACCGUCUUCGUGCCGGGGCUGCCCCUGAGGGCGGCGCCGGAGCCCGCGAGUGUCCCGGAGCCAGGGGCGGCGGCGGCGCCGGAGCCCGCGGCGGGAGCGACCGGGAGAGCCUCGGAGCCAGGAGCGGCGGCGCCGGAGCCCGCGGCGGGAGCGACCGCGGGAGCUCUGAAGCCAGAGGCGGCGGUGGCCGCGGCAGAAGCGGUACCGGCCGCGGAUCUGGAUCUGGGCGAGCUGCGCUCCCUCGCCUGCGACGCCCUCUUGCAGGAGAGCUUCUACCAGAACAAGAAGCGGCCGUUCCUCUACCGCGAUCAGGACCACACGCCCGGCCCGUUCCUCACGCAACUGGUGUCCUCACUUGCUGCCUUCCUGUGUGGUCGCAACCCGCUGCUGGCUGCCUCCUCCCUUGACUUAAAUCCUGAGGUUAACUAUUACUGGCAUCAUGGUGAGGAAGUUGUUGUUCAUGGAUAUCGAAAAGGUAGAGUUGAUCCUGUGCGAUUUCAGAUAGAUGACCACCCACGCCUCCAGAUCCGUGUACCAAAGCAACUCCCAGAGGUUGUACCACUCGAGUCAGAUCUUGGAGAUGUUCCUGUUAUUGAUCACAAACCAUCCAAACUGCCAUUAUUCAAAAAGCAAUAUGAAAACAAGGUAUUUAUAGGAUCAAAGGUGGCAGAUCCAUGCUGUUAUGGGCACACUCAAUUUCAUCUUAUUCCUGAUAAACUAAAAAGGCAGAGGUUCUUAAAAGUGAAUCUUGAAGAUCAGAUUGAAGUUACUUACCGAGCUAAUGGUAUUGCAAGUCUCUUUGCCUGGACAGCAGCACAAGCAAUGUAUCAAGGAUUCUGGAAUGAAGCAGAUGUGACCCGUCCUUUUGUAUCACAGGCAGUAGUGACUGAUGGAAAGUACUUCGCUUUCUUUUGUUACCAGCUAAAUACUUUAGCAUUAACUGUAGAAACUAUUCAGAAUAACCCUCGGAAGAAUAUCUGUUGGGGUACAGAGAGUAAGCCAUUAUAUGAUGUUGUGGAAGAUGGUAAUGUAAAAGGCUUUAAUGAUGAAAUUCUGCUUCAGUUGGUUCAAUUUCUGUUGAACAGACCAAAAGAGUUGUAAGUCAUAAAACAUUAAGAUAUUCCUGUUAACAUGCCCAAACUUCAUUGUAACUCCAUGAAGUAUGGCUUAGAAUGCGCCUUGUUCUUAGUCAAAUAUUUAUUUAGCCAACACUAUUCAUAUUUUAUAAUCUUUGGGCCUUAUUUCUUAACAUUAAAUAUAUGAUACUGUACACUGAAAAAUAAACAUCUGGAAUACUUUAA